GUUCAGUAUUAGCUUGUUCUGCAUCCUAUUAGUUAAUAGUGGUCUCUGCUGUUGGACACUUAUCCUUGCACGCGUGUACGUUGUAGGAGCUUGCACGCGACAUUGUCCUAACUCUUCCUUGCGCGUACAACCACAUUUAAGUAGGGCAAGGAUGCGGACAAUGCGGCUUAGAGCGAAUCCUCUUGCCCGGACCGGACGACUACGCGCGAACGAGUCGCUUAUCCGAUGCCGAGUCGCUUUGCGCUGCUGUGCAACGAAUGCAGUCACUUGCAAACCUGCCACAUCGGACUACCUGGUUACACGACGCUGCAUUGUAUCAAGCCUUGUAGCUGCUGGGGCUUUGCUGCUGCCAAUCGACUCCUCGCUCGCUGCGGAAGCAGGCCUUAUCCAGCAAUCCAACCAACAAACCAGUGUUGUUGGCGCCGAAAAGGUCUUCCUGGACAUCACCCUCAACGGCCAGCCCGCGGGCCGCCUCACCAUCCAGCUCUUCCCCGACGUGCCCGCCGGCGCCUCGCGCUUCGCCCAGCUAGCUGCGGGCAGGCAGGGGGUGGACUACCGGCUGUCCAAGUUCAAUGGGGUGCUGCCGACCUACAUCCGCAAUGAUGGCGUCACCCGGCUGUCGUACUCGGCUUCGGAGCAGUCGCCCAUCUUCGCCGGGGACUCCUUAGAGCCCCUGGAGGAGGAGUUGGGGCGGCAGGUGCGGCGGCACGAGGAGGCGGGGCUGGUGUCGCUCAUCGUGCGGGAGCGGGAGGCGAGGCCUGUCAAGGAGCGGCUGGUGGCGAAGGACGGAAAGCUCAUAACCGUGCUGGAGCAAGCGGGCGAGGCGCCUAAUGGUACGCAAUUCACCAUCACCACUGCAGCAAGUCCCGAGCUCGAUGCCACCAACCUCAUCGUGGGUCGGGUGGUGGAGGGCGAGGAGCUGCUGCGCCGCAUUGCAGCCCUGCCGGUCAACAAGCCGCGCAACGACAACCCUUACUUCCAGGCCGGGAAGGCCAUGGGGGACAAGCGGGCGGUCACAGCGGAACGAGCCUUCUACCGGCCGUUCCAGAAGGUUGUGGUGGCAAGCAGUGGGGUCAUGCCCUAGGCGAAGCGGUGGAAUAGCCGGCGGGUAAACAUCAUUUGGGGCCCAGAGAGGGGUGUGACGGUAAGCGAAUUGUUAAGAUGUAGGCAAUGCCCAUGGCUGCUACUCACGAAAGCGGCCAGGUUGCAUGCAACCUUAGGUGACUAGGAUGGAGUCAACGUGCCUGACGUCCUGGGUGUCAGGGAACCGUACUUGGCAGUAAUGCUGGCCGAUGGCUUCAUGGCAUUGGUUCGAGGUAAUAUCUUAUGGCCAAGGAGGCUUGGGUAGUACUGACGACGUUGGAAAGUGUUGUCGUGGCCACGACGUACGACAAUUGCUUUAGGUUCCGUCAGCACUUCUCCUCUUACUAUAUUUUAACCCGCAAAUCUCCCUAUCGGUAUGGCGCCGGACAGUAGCUCGCUCCCAAGUGGCCACAGAGGGGCUGCAGGAGCGGCAAGAACCAC
Astrephomene gubernaculifera is the source of this 1524-nucleotide messenger RNA. The record is from the annotation of a GenBank genome assembly. NCBI's taxonomy places the organism in Eukaryota, Viridiplantae, Chlorophyta, Chlorophyceae, Chlamydomonadales, Astrephomenaceae.